Messenger RNA from Rangifer tarandus platyrhynchus (Svalbard reindeer), 1005 nucleotides. The record is from the annotation of a GenBank genome assembly. Lineage: Eukaryota; Metazoa; Chordata; Mammalia; Artiodactyla; Cervidae.
AUGGCUGCUUCCGGGAGUGGCAUGGCCCAGAAAACGUGGGAGCUAGCCAACAACAUGCAGGAAGCCCAGAGUAUCGAUGAAAUCUACAAAUACGACAAGAAACAGCAGCAAGAAAUCCUGGCGGCGAAGCCCUGGACUAAGGAUCACCAUUACUUUAAGUACUGCAAAAUCUCAGCAUUGGCUCUACUGAAAAUGGUGAUGCAUGCCAGAUCAGGAGGCAACCUGGAAGUGAUGGGCUUGAUGCUGGGAAAGGUGGACGGUGAGACCAUGAUCAUCAUGGACAGCUUUGCUUUGCCUGUCGAGGGCACUGAAACCCGAGUGAACGCUCAGGCCGCCGCUUAUGAGUACAUGGCUGCAUACAUAGAAAAUGCUAAACAGGUUGGCCGCCUUGAAAAUGCAAUUGGCUGGUAUCAUAGCCACCCUGGCUAUGGCUGCUGGCUUUCUGGAAUUGAUGUUAGUACUCAGAUGCUCAAUCAGCAGUUCCAGGAACCAUUUGUAGCAGUGGUAAUUGACCCAACAAGAACAAUAUCUGCAGGGAAAGUGAAUCUUGGAGCCUUCAGGACAUACCCAAAGGGCUACAAGCCUCCAGAUGAAGGACCUUCUGAGUACCAGACCAUCCCACUUAAUAAAAUAGAAGACUUUGGUGUACACUGCAAACAAUACUAUGCCUUAGAAGUCUCAUAUUUCAAAUCCUCUUUGGAUCGGAAAUUGCUUGAACUUUUGUGGAAUAAAUACUGGGUGAAUACGCUGAGUUCCUCUAGCUUGCUUACAAAUGCAGACUAUACCACCGGUCAGGUCUUUGAUUUGUCUGAAAAAUUAGAACAGUCAGAAGCCCAGCUGGGACGAGGAAGUUUCAUGUUGGGUUUAGAAACACAUGACCGAAAGUCAGAAGACAAACUUGCCAAAGCUACGCGAGACAGCUGUAAAACUACCAUAGAAGCUAUCCAUGGAUUGAUGUCUCAGGUUAUUAAGGAUAAACUGUUUAAUCAAAUUAACAUCUCUUAA